Molecule: messenger RNA, 2076 nt
Organism: Rubroshorea leprosula
Lineage: Eukaryota; Viridiplantae; Streptophyta; Magnoliopsida; Malvales; Dipterocarpaceae
Source: the annotation of a GenBank genome assembly
AAGUUUCUUAUCGAACUUUUCAAAGUAUAACAAAGUUGUUUAUUAUAAAAUGGCAGAGAAGAUAGCUGGUGGAAGUAAUGGAGAUGUGGCUAUUGAUUCAUAUCAUCAGUACAAGGAGGAUGUUGGGAUUAUGAAAGAAAUUGGUCUAGAUGCAUACAGGUUCUCAAUCUCGUGGUCCAGAGUUUUGCCAAAUGGAAAGCUAAGCGGUGGUAUCAACAAGGAAGGAAUCAAAUACUACAACAACCUCGUCAAUGAGCUCCUAGCCAAUGGUCGCAUCCAGCCAUUUGUGACUAUCUUCCAUUGGGAUGUUUCCCAAGCCUUGGAAGAUGAAUAUGGUGGUUUCUUGAGUCCUAAGAUUGCGGAUGAUUUUCGGGACUAUGCGGAGGUUUGUUUCAGAGAAUUUGGUGACAGAGUGAAGCAUUGGAUCACCUUGAAUGAGCCAUUCAGCUUUAGCUAUGGUGGCUAUGCUACCGGAAGUUUGGCACUGGGUCGUUGCUCCAAUUGGCAGAAACUGAACUGCACUGGUGGAGAUUCAAGAACAGAACCAUAUCUGGUGUCCCAUCACCAGCUUCUAGCUCAUGCAGCUUCAAUAAAUCUGUACAUGCUAAAAUAUCAGGAUUUCGUGCACAGACUGCUAGCUUACAACAAGGGUUUAUUGAAGCAAUGUGUGUCAUUCCACUUCUACAAUUUUCCUGAAGAUUGGGGAGCGAAGCAACUUUUCUUUUUCAUUAGGAGAGCGGUGAAAGAAGGAAGACUGUGGGAUAUCUUUAUACCGAGUAAGAGGGACAGAAGGGGCAAUAGGUAUGGUUUUGCUAGGUUCUUAGACGCUAGGGACUAUCAGGCGAUGAAGAAGCAACUAGAAAACAUGUGGAUUGGAAACAAAAAGGUGAUCUUUAACCCUGUAGAGGAUAGAAGAGAAGAGCGGCGCAGAACGACUUCAAAGCUAGAGGGAGGAAAGCCCAGAGAAACAAGAAAGAAAGAACCCACACCAUCAAAGGCCAGAGACGCCCAGCGGAGUUUAAACAGAGAAUCAAAUAAGUUACAUGAUACUGGAGGUUUCAAGUACAAAAAGGUGAUAAAGGCAAAAAGAACGGACAAGGUAGAAGAGAAGCUGAUGAAAUGUGCUGUCGGGAUGGCUUUAUCUCCUUCUAUCAUUCCAAGCCUUCCAGAGAUUUUCUUUAAUGAAGGAUUUCCAUCGAUCAAAAUUGUUCCAAUGGGAGGCAACUUUGUGUUAAUCGACGGUGACGACCCGGAGAGUAUACAGGAGUUGGUAGAUGGAAAUCUUGAGUGGGUGUCUCACUACUUUGACCGAGUUAAAAUCUGGUCACCAUCAGAUAUUGCAGAAGAAAGAAAACACAACUCCAUCACUGAAUCAGAAGUGAGUUCAUCGGAGUCUAACCCUGGCGACGAUUUCGGCGAGUUCGAAUGUGACUAUUCAAACAGUCCAGAGGGAGGGGAAAUUCAAACUCCACUCAAAGAUGAGCGGGAGAAACAGAGUGAGGGGAACGAAGACAACCAAACAAGAAGGAACCUAAACAGUAACGGUAAAGUUCCAGCAACAAAAGAUCAGGUAGCCCAAGAAAUAACCCAAUUUAGAAGCCCAAGUGGUAGCAAAUACAAAGCCCAGUGUGAUGAACACAAAUUGGGGUCGGGCAAGAAGGAGGGCAGCGAGUUUCAAGCUUUUGUAAGCCCAAUAAAAUCCCCAAACACUGCUGCAGAAAUUAGAGUUGAAUCAAUGAAAUUGGUGAGUGGAACGAAGCGAGGAAAAAGAAGGAAAGCAAGGGUUCAGCCGAUCAAUUUUGGGGGGGAGGUAACACAAGGCUCUCUAUCAGAAGGGGAUAUUGUCUGCAACAACAGAAGAAUCAAGGAAGGAAUGAUCUCCGAGGAAGCAAAUAAGGUGCUGGAUCUGGGAAAAAAGAUAGGGAUCGAUGUCGAAACUCGAGAAGAGCUGAUUUUGGGAAAAUUCAUAAGAAUGGAAGAAAGAGACAAGCAGGGGUGUGGUCGGGAGAUACCAAGGUAGGCUCUCCCUCUGUUUUCUUCUCAGAUUUUUUCCAUUAAUGAAGUUACUGUCAUACA